Microsporum canis CBS 113480 is the source of this 1116-nucleotide messenger RNA. Its product is annotated as inositolphosphorylceramide-B C-26 hydroxylase. Gene Ontology annotation, cellular component: endoplasmic reticulum; membrane. Gene Ontology annotation, biological process: fatty acid metabolic process; lipid biosynthetic process. Gene Ontology annotation, molecular function: iron ion binding; heme binding; fatty acid 2-hydroxylase activity. The record is from RefSeq and is a predicted model, not a curated record. The coding region runs from base 1 to 1116 and encodes 371 amino acids. NCBI's taxonomy places the organism in Eukaryota, Fungi, Ascomycota, Eurotiomycetes, Onygenales, Arthrodermataceae. The transcript has 3 exons.
AUGCCUGCCCGGACGCUCCCAGUUUUCACCGCGGAGGAGGUCAAGCAACAUGCCUCUGCGAAGUCUUGCUUCGUCCUGCGCGGAUCGAAGGUCUACGAUGUCACCUCCUUUGUCGAUGACCAUCCCGGUGGCGGCGAUCUGAUACUCGACUAUGCCGGACGGGACGUUGGGGAGAUCAUGGACGACAUAGUCUCACAUCACCACAGCGAGGCGGCAUACGAUAUCCUGGACGAGUGCCUUGUCGGUUUUCUCGAAGAAAUGCACAUCAAUGGAUCGAAGGGUGCCAUCAAUGGUUCGAACGCUAAAUCCACCAAGCCAGUCUACAAGUCUACUGGCCUCUCCAGUGAGGAAGACCUUAGUGUGGAAACAGACAUUGCGUCUGAUUACAAAACACACAAGUUCCUUGACCUAAGUAAACCGCUGCUGAUGCAGCUAUGGAACGGAGGCUUCUCCAAGGAAUUCUACCUCGAUCAAGUACACCGCCCACGGCAUUACAUGGGCGGAGACUCCGCUCCUCUGUUCGGAAACUUCCUAGAACCGCUUAGCAAGACUGCCUGGUGGGUUGUGCCGACCUUGUGGUUGCCAUGUGUUGUAUAUGGGGUUUUCCUGGGUAUGAGUGGCAUUAGAGUCGAUAUCGGUGCCAUGUACUGGCUAGGAGGAGUUUUUCUUUGGUCGCUGAUUGAAUACGGCAUGCAUCGAUGUCUCUUCCACAUUGACGACUACCUUCCAGACAACCGAGUGUUUCUGUGCCUUCAUUUUCUACUCCAUGGUAUCCAUCACUAUCUUCCCAUGGACAAAUAUCGCCUCGUCAUGCCACCCACCCUAUUUGUUGUCCUCGCCACCCCAUAUUGGAAGCUCUCACACUUCAUCUUCUCAUAUAACUGGUAUGCCGCUACCUUGGUGUUCUCCGGCGGCGUAUUUGGGUAUAUCUGCUAUGACCUAACUCACUACUUCCUGCAUCACCGAAAUCUCCCGUAUUACUACAAGGAACUAAAAAAAUACCACCUGCAGCACCACUUUGCCGACUACGAGAAUGGAUUCGGCGUCACCAGCCGGCUCUGGGAUAAGGUGUUUGGCACUGAGCUCCCGCCUCUCGGUCCGGCAAAGGUCGAAUAG